UGCAUAUACAUGGCCUAUGAGAUGGAACCAUGUAGUGUUCUAUUAAUAAGAACUGAUAACUGGUCUUUAUAUGUACAGAUCGUGAAUGUGUAAGGUAUAUAUGUACGCUUUAGUACGUGCUUGUCUUUUCAUUCCGACAGAUAAUCACGCAAGCAACCAUGAUGCUGAUGAUUGUUAUCGCCGCCGCCACUCUGGCCUUUGUUGCUGCUGCCCCGCACGAGCGAUUCAGUGGCGAGCGCCCCGACAGAUUCAUUCAGCAGCUCGGCUUGAAUAUCAGCAACCUGUUCAACCUUGAGGUGUUGAAGUGUGAUGUCCAGAUCAUGCUGGAUGUCCUCGGUGCUGACCCCACGGAGCAGGCGUGCGAGGCCGAGUGCCAUAAACUUCUCCAGGAAGGCGCCGUCAUGACCUACGGAUGCCCACUUGUGUGCCACGCAUUCCAGAACCUCGCCCACUACUUCCACGAGACCCCCAAACCAGGUCAACAGAACCAGGCUUGUGGUGGUGCCGCCCUCAUCGAUGCGAUUACAGGCUAAAUUACAGAUUAAAUGAAUUUUAUUCCGAAAAAGCAAUAAACAAUUGUUACAUACAAA
Messenger RNA from Dreissena polymorpha, 590 nucleotides. RefSeq lists its product as uncharacterized. The record is from RefSeq and is a predicted model, not a curated record. Lineage: Eukaryota; Metazoa; Mollusca; Bivalvia; Myida; Dreissenidae. The transcript has 4 exons. The coding region runs from base 159 to 533 and encodes 124 amino acids.